UAUUUUUGCCCGGUAGCCAUAUUGCAAAAAAAACGCAAAAUAAAGCACCGCCCCUGCUGCAACUGCAAGUGUCGACUGCGAGAGAAACCCUAGACUGAUCGAACCGGCUACCUACACCGGAAACCGAGAUGUCGUCGACGCUACUCGAGGUGACUCGUGCGGCUCACGAAGAUGUGGAACGCCUCGAGCGGCUCAUAGUGAAGGACCUACAAAAUGAGCCGCCUUCCGGCAAAGACCGCUUGUACCAAAGCCACCGUGUCCGCAAUAAUAUCGAAACCAUCAUCGCCACCAGCGAAAAGCUUGUUGAGAUAUAUGAAGAUAGAGAUAAUGCGAGGAAAGACGAAAUUGCUGCUCUUGGAGGCCAAACCGCUACAGGGACUAACGUCUUUAGCGCUUUUUAUGAUAGAUUGAAGGAGAUUCGUGAGUACCAUAGAAAGCACCCUGCUGCUCGUGUUGUUGAUGCUAAUGAAGAGUAUGAGGCUUUGCUUAAAGAAGAACCAGUUGUCGAGUUCAGUGGCGAGGAAGCCUUGGGUCGGUACUUGGAUCUGCACGAAUUGUUCAAUCAGUACAUUAAUUCUAAAUUUGGAGCCAAAACUGAAUACUCUGCUUACCUUGAUGUAUUCUCACGGCCGCAUAAUAUCUCUUGGAAACUGAAGUCAACUAUGCAAUACAGGGAGUAUAUGCAGAAUCUGCUGGAGUAUCUGAUAUACUUUUUUCAAAGGACGGAACCACUGCAAGAUCUUGACAGAAUUUUUUCAAAGGUUGAGGCUGGGUUUGAGGAGCAAUGGGCUGAUGGUCAGGUACAAGGAUGGGAGAAACAGGGUCAAGAAAAUGGAGAUGAUCCUGCCCAGCAUACCAUGAUUGAUCUUGAUUAUUACAGCACAGUUGAAGAGCUGAUGGAAGUGGGUCCAGAAAAGUUAAAGGAGGCAUUGGCAGCAUUAGGACUAAAAACCGGUGGUACUGUCCAGCAGCGUGCAGAGAGGCUCUUCCUUACAAAGCACACACCUUUUGAAAAGCUGGACAAGAAACAUUUUGCAAAAGGCUCUCGUAAUCCAGACCAAAAUGGGUCUACUGCAGUUCCACAGGACAUUAACAGUCUGAAAGAUGUUGCGUUGAUGGAGGCCAAGAUGAAGAAACUCUGCGAUUUACUGAGUAAGACAAUUGAACAAACAAAAGAAAAUGUGGUGAAGAAGCAAGCUUUGACAUAUGAGGAAAUGGAACAAGAACGUGAGGAGGAAGAAACACAAGUUGACACGGAAAGUGAUGAAGAGGAUCAACAGAUCUAUAAUCCUCUUAAAUUGCCAAUGGGUUGGGAUGGGAAGCCAAUUCCUUACUGGCUUUACAAGCUUCAUGGUCUUGGUCAGGAAUUUAAGUGCGAGAUUUGUGGGAACUACAGCUACUGGGGCCGGAGGGCUUUUGAGAGGCAUUUCAAAGAAUGGCGCCAUCAGCAUGGCAUGCGAUGCCUCGGUAUUCCUAACACUAAGAACUUUAAUGAGAUCACAAAUAUACAGGAAGCACAAGAAUUGUGGGGGAAGAUACAAGAACGGCAAGGACUAAACAAGUGGCGCCCAGAUCUUGAAGAAGAAUAUGAAGACAAAGAGGGGAACAUCUAUAACAAGAAGACAUAUACUGAUCUGCAGCGGCAGGGACUGAUUUAAAGGCGUUUCUCUUGAGAAGCCCUCCUUGAGUUUAAGAGAAGAGUGUUUCACAUGCGUGCCUCCGCUAGACACAUUGUCUUGAUUACCAAUCAUGAUUUCCCUGAUAACUAUAUAAUCCUUUUCGUACUGACAGGGCCACAACCUUGGCAACCCUGGGGAAUAGAAGCUGGGAUGGGUAGCGGAAGUCAAGGUUCUGCUGCUGUAUUUUUUGUUCUUCCCGUUCUUGUUUUGUGAGUUAGCCGUUGUAUGGGGCGACUAUAUGUAGGCUGCACUUUUUUUUCAGUUGGGCAGAUGGUGUAAUGUAACGCGUGCAUGAAUUUCUCAAAUUUUGUAUGGCAUGAAAACACGAAUUAAAAAAAGGGCAAAGUAACUUAUGAUAAUAUAUUGGUGCAGUCCCCUUGAAA
Messenger RNA from Theobroma umbraticum, 2062 nucleotides. The record is from RefSeq and is a predicted model, not a curated record. NCBI's taxonomy places the organism in Eukaryota, Viridiplantae, Streptophyta, Magnoliopsida, Malvales, Malvaceae.